AUGGCCACAACACAAAGACCAGGACGCCUCGCAGGCAAAAAUGCAAUCAUCACCGGUGCCGCCGGAGGCAUUGGUUUGGAAACCACCAUCCUGUUCGCCCGCGAGGGUGCCUCUGUCCUGAUGGCCGACAUCUCCGAGCCCGCACUGGCCAAGGCACUCGAGAAGGUCAAAGAACUAGUCCCAGAGUCGCCUCGCAUCUCGACCAUCAAAUGUGACGUGUCCAAGGAAUCCGACGUCGCCGCUGCCAUCGAAUCUCAAGAUCAAUAUGGCGGCAUCGACAUCAUCUUCAACAACGCCGGCAUCAUGCACGCCCAGGACGACGACGCCAUCAACACGAGCGAGAAAAUCUGGGACCUGACCCAGUCCAUCAACGUCAAGGGCGUCUGGUACGGCAGCAAGCACGCCGUGCUGAGCAUGCGCCGCCACCAGAAGAAGACCGGCAGCGUCAUCAACGUGGCGAGUUUCGUCGCCCUCAUGGGUGCCGCCACCCCGCAGCUUGCAUACACCGCCUCCAAGGGUGCCGUGUUGGCCAUGACUCGCGAACUGGCCAUCGUCCACGCACGCGAGAACAUCCGAUUCAACUCGCUGUGUCCAGGACCCCUCAACACCCCGUUGUUGCAGGACUGGUUGGGCGAUGAUCUGCAGAAGAGGCAUCGUCGAGAAGUCCAUUUCCCCAGCGGCCGCUUUGGAGAAGCCAUUGAGCAGGCCCAGGCCGUUUUGUUUUUGGCGAGUGAUGAGAGCAGCUUUGUCAAUGCCACCGAGUUUGUUGUCGAUGGUGGGUUGAGCAAGGCUUAUGUGACGGCCGAAGGUCCACCACCAGCUGCACCUUUGAACAACGUUCGUUAA
Molecule: messenger RNA, 846 nt
Organism: Exophiala bonariae
Lineage: Eukaryota; Fungi; Ascomycota; Eurotiomycetes; Chaetothyriales; Herpotrichiellaceae
Exons: 1
Coding region: 1-846 (281 amino acids)
Source: RefSeq, a predicted model, not a curated record